UCCUAAAAAUAUCAGGAAAACUCGUCUCUAAUUAAAUAUUCAUGGGGAAUUAUAAUAAUAGGAAAUAACAGUUUUAUCAUGGUCACUAUAUGAGUUAAUUGUACAAUUUAUGAGUUGUUCUACUGCACUUAAAAUAUGUCGGGGGUUUAUCAGUUCACUCAAUGAUAGAAAAAGAGUCCCUGAAAUAAAAAAAGGUUGGGAGUCACUGUCUUAUCUGAUACCAAUUAAUUCUAUUCUUGGAUCCAUAAUAGAUCAUGUGAGAGUUUAGGAUAAUUGGUACAUUAGGUGUGCACAAGAUGGAGAAAAUAAAACCUGAAUCUGUUGCUAUAAUCUUAAGGUACAUAAAAGACUACAGCUGGAUACUGCAGGUGAGCCAUCCACUAAUGCUCUGACAAUCUUGUAUGAUUUACCAGACACAUUACAAAGCAUGGCAAGCAGAAAGUGCUUGAAAAUCAGCAACUAUUUACUAAGGUAAAUCACAGCUUCUGAUGAGAUACCUGCACAGAGGAACAGCAUUACUAAAUAAUCCCAACACUGCUGUUUACUUAUAUCCAUGAUAAAGGCACAGAACCAUACGCUGCUGUAAGGACCACAUGGUAAGAAAUAGCAAUGUGGUCUGAUGAGUCAUCUGUUUUCUACUCAUGGAUACCCAGUGUCUGUUUCAGACCUGUUCUACGUAGUGAUGAAUCUGUGCUGGUAUGUGCAGCCAUCUCACGGGAGCCACAAAAGUCUCAUAAUUGCCUGCAUAGCUGCAUGAAACCUAAAGAAUAUUAAGUCAUUUUACAGAGGCAGAAGCACCUGCUUCUCUGUCACAGUAUUCCCCUCACUAGGAUUAGGAUGCACCAAACUAAAAAUAACACAUUUCUAUGGAGAGUCAUUUUGGGGUUGAUUUCCUCCACAAAAACGAGGAGAAUUCCUUACUGCAUUUAAUCAAUACUUGAUAAUCAUAUGUAGCUCAUUUAUUAUGUCCACACUGCACAUAUUAUUUCUUUAUAAGCACAUUUACACAAACGGUUGUCAGAUUCAUACUGAGGAGUGUGAGUUAUAUCAUCCAAUGACAUGAUAUGCCAUCAAAUGGGGAUGUAAUGUAGCAGCCCAGUGAGCAGUAUGUUUUUUUCUGUGACUGAAGGCAGCUAUGAGGAAAUGUCGGCAGAUGCCUCCUUCAGUUUUUUCUCCUCUGUGCCAAAACUUCACCUCCCUCUGGUGGCAAUACGCAGUAGUGUCUGCUGUGGUCCAUAUAAUUAGAGCAGGACUUUUGACUAAUAGCAGUAAAUGUGAUGAUUGGUUGGUUUAGUCUUUAAGUAUCUGGUUAUUUUUAAAGUUCUUGUUUUAAUCACAAAGUCAGACUGACCUAAAAUAUUGACAUUAUUUUUAACAUAGUAUUAUUAUUGUUGUUGAUAUUUUGGGUCUUUUUGCACCUGUAUUUGUAUUGUUUUUCUGACUCCGUUUUAUAUCACAAAGCCAUAGUCAAACGAGAUUACCAGAAUUUAAACCAAUAAUAUGAGGGAUAUUUAUUUUAUAUUGUUCACUUGCAGCAUUUAACGUUGUCCCUGUGACAAAUACUUAGCUAAUGUCAUUUUACCACUACUUACUUGAUCCCCAGUGCCUUAAAUCCAGUCCCCGGAGGCUCAGGUGGUGGCUGCUUUCCCUGCUGAAGCCUGUUGUGUGACACACAGCAAUCCUGUGGGGAUAAGAAACAGAUUGAGAGACUGGCCGGGGCUGUUCAUGAUGGAUGGAUGGAAAUGGAGGCGGUCAAGGGUCCAAGUUUAUUUAAAAAUAAAGCUAAAAAAAAAUAGCAUUACCUAAAUGAUUGUUGUGCUGCUCUGCAAAUAUUAAAAAGGUACCCAAAAUUUACCCCAAAAAAUACAUUCAUGUAAUUGUUCCUGUAGUGCUUUACUUUGUUUCCUUUGUGACAAAACUACCCAUGAGGCAAAAAUUAACCUUAUCUUGUACUUCUCAACAACAGCUUAUAAUAUAUAAAUGCUAAUUUUACUUUGAUUUUCUACCUUAGCCUCUGUUACUCCUCUUUAGCUUCCCUGCAGUCAUAAAGCAGCAAAACAGUUAUGCCAAUGCUAACAUCAAAGCUAGGCUAUACUUAUAGUGCUAAAACUGCAAAUAGCACCACAGUUUUACUACAUACACAACAAUUACGUGAUAAAGUUGGUAGCCAACAAAGUGGUUUCUAAUUUCUUCAAACAUUACCCACUCAAAAAAACAAAACAAUAAAACAAACAAAAAUAAAAGACACAAAUACUCACAAGGACUGGCUAAAAAUUUGCUGUCACAUAUUCAUUGUCUUUUUUCUUCUGUAGGACAGACAGUUUUGUUGGUUAAAAAAAAAAAGUUGAAAGAUUGGUUGGUAUAUACUUGAAUGGUAAAUUAAUUAAAGGUCCAGUGUGUACGCCGGGUUUAAACAGAUAUAGUAUGGGGAAAACUGCAUUCUCUUACCAUUCACCUUGGGCAUGGAACAGAGAUCUACAAUUAGAAACACUUAUAUCCACUGAUGAAUUUAAGGGCAUCUUAAAGAAUGUGGCGACAAAGACAUGUGCUUGUGUGUUUUUUUAGGGGUCACUAUGUUUGAACAGUUGUUGUUUUAUUGUGGAUUUUUGUAUUAUAUGUUGUAUUUGUUGCAUCUUAAAUGUUUUUUUCAUCACUGCUACCUUGGACAGGUCUCUCUUGUGAAAAGAGAUUUUCAAUCUCAAUGGGACUUCCUGGUUAAAUAAAGGUAAAAUAAAUAAGAUUAAGGGGGAUUCAGUGGUAUCUCACAGUGAGGACUGCAGAUUGCCACCAGAUGAAACUUCUCCCAGUUAGAACUACUUCAGUGUUCAUUGUUCAGGAGGUUUUUACUGGGAGUUGAAUUAUCCUUGGAGAUCUUCCCUCUCCGAAAUAAAUGGACCCGCUGAUUUAUAACAGUAACAAUGCACAAUACAGCAGUUUCACAUUAAAAAAAUCUGCAUUUUCUAAUGCUUUUGUCACAGAGAGGCUUCUAACUACGGUGGCUGAUGCUAAAACAUGAACGGCUUUAUCUGGCACCAAUGUUUGAUUUGUCCUUUUUGGGCUACUGUAGAAACAUGGCGAUGCAACACACAGAGAAUCCACUUCCGAUGUAGAUAUAAACGUCCAUUCUGAGGUAACAAAAACACAUCAAUUCUUAAUUUCAAGUGAUUAUACAUAAAUGAAAACAUACAUAUUCCAUUUCUGCCAAUCAAACUGGACCUAAAAAAAACAGCAGGAUCUAAAUUCCUAUAUUACAAGCUUGCUUUUUGUGCAGUGAUAAGUUUGCAACUUUAAUUUAAUUGCUAACUUGCUCUCCAACAGCAAACCAUUUCCAACAAGUUCAUGUCUUAUACUUAAAACAUUCUGUGAACAUAACUGGAAGCCCUGUCUUGAAUUGUCUUAAAGUAGUGCAAUGUUAUCAUGGGUUUGAGAUAGUCUUAGUCAGGAUAACACAAAGUAUAUCAUGAAUUAUAGUUUAUAUAAACCUAAAAGCGCAAGAAAAAUGGCUUCUGCAAAAUAUUUAAAACCAACAUAUGCCAAAUCCCUCAUAACAAUGGAAAAAAAAAUUACAACAAACAAUGAAAUAUGUGUUGCUUAUCAGGAAAAGAAUAGACUAUUUGUCAUGUAUGUUUUUUUACAUGAUUAUCACCGUAGAGUUCCACUGUUUUUUGUUUUUAAAUCAAAUACGAGUCAAUGCGGAAGAGUGAGGGACCUCUGUCAGAGUACCACGCUUGUUAGAGGGGGUAACACUGUGCGGUGCCAGGCAGAGGUGACAUUUGAUAGGAAGGUUGAAGGUUGUCUUGCCUCAUAACUGAAAUGGAGGGAAAGGACAGGGAGGGGUUGGAGGGAUCUAGCAGAGAUUGAAUUUCAACAGGACAGCAUUCCCAAAAAAUUUCAAGACAGACAACGCGAGGCACCAAGGGGACGGGAGAAGAUCGCGGAUGUUCCCUGAGCAAACAACUGGAAGCACAGUUUGUGUACAAGCCGGUCAGAGAGGCAGGAGGACAAGAACUUUGUGUGUAUGAUAGACGGACAUGAUGACAGAGAGAAAGACAGGCAACACGAUGACAAACAGAAGACAAACAAUGUGAUUUUUCAUCCAGUCACUAGUCUCUGUCAACAGCUGUUUUACACUUAACAGGGUUUGCUCUUAAAUCCAGUUGCUCUACGAAUUCUCAGGAGAGCGGUUUGCAGCGUUCCCUGGCCAGGGAUACACACAGUAAUGGACAGCAGUGACCCACAGGAAGACGAAAGAGGAAGCAGAGGGAAAGAGAGUGAUGGGGAGAGUGGUAAACAGCUGAAGAAUCAGCUCAACUGUGAGGAAAAAGGAGAGAAGGAGAAUAAAGGGAACGAGAAGGAGAAGAAGAAAGAGAGCCGGCGUUCUGGGUCUCUAUGGAGGAGUGGAUGGGCGCUGAGUGAAAGACUGGCCAUCAAUGUCUCAGGGAUGCGUUACGAAACUCAGCUCCGCACCUUAGCCCAAUUCCCCGACUCCAUGCUCGGUGACCCCAGGCGGAGGUCGCGGUACUUUGACCCACUUCGAAACGAGCUCUUCCUGGACCGAAAUCGUGCCUGCUUUGACGCCAUUUUGUACUUUUACCAAUCAGGCGGGAGGCUUCGGAGGCCCGCGAACAUACCCCUGGACAUUUUCAUGGACGAGCUGAUAUUCUAUGAGCUGGGAGAGGACAUCAUGAAUCGCUUCAAGGAGGACGAGGGUUUUCCAAAAGAAGAGGAGAGGCCGCUGCCAUCGAACAAUAUCCAGAGGAGAUUGUGGAUGCUGUUUGAGCACCCUGAGUCCUCAUCCGGCGCACGUAUCAUAGCCAUCAUCAGUGUCAUGGUCAUUGUGGUGUCCAUCCUCAUCUUCUGCCUGGAGACACUGCCCGACUUCCGGUCUGAGAAAGAGACACGAGAGGAAUAUUAUUACAGGUACCACUCCCAGGCAAAGAACAUAUCUGAGAACAUGCCUCCUCCAAACAGUGCUUUCCAAGACCCCUUCUUCAUGGUGGAGACCAUCUGUAUAUGCUGGUUCUCCUUUGAGCUCCUCAUGCGCUUUGCUUGCUGUCCCAGCAAACCGCACUUCUUCAAGGAUGUCAUGAACUUCAUCGAUUUCAGUGCUAUCCUGCCCUAUUUCGUCACAUUGGGAACGGAGCUGGCCAAGGACAAUGACGCCUCUCCAGCCACAUCCUUGGCCAUCAUCAGAGUCAUCAGGUUAGUGAGGGUGUUCAGGAUCUUCAAGUUGUCUCGUCACUCCAAGGGCCUCCAGAUCCUGGGUCAGACACUGAGGGCUAGCAUGCGCGAGCUGGGCCUGCUGAUCUUCUUCCUGUUUAUUGGCGUAAUCCUCUUCUCCAGCGCCAUCUACUUUGCCGAGGCUGAUCACACUGACACCGACUUCAUUAGCAUACCACAUGCCUUCUGGUGGGCAGUUGUCACCAUGACCACAGUGGGCUAUGGUGACAUGUACCCAGAAACAGUGUGGGGUAAGAUGGUUGGCUCGAUGUGUGCCAUUGCCGGCGUGCUCACCAUCUCACUGCCAGUGCCUGUCAUAGUGUCCAAUUUUAGCUACUUCUACCAUCGGGAGACUGAAUGUGAGGAUCAAACCGAGUACAAACACGUCCAGACGAGUCUUUGGGAGGAGGAGGGGCCAGAAGGGGAGGAAACAGAGGAAGGUGAUAGAGAUCCGGAGGGAGAUUAUUAUGCCAUUGAAGGCAUCUGCAACCCUUUGAAUGGGACUCUGCUGGCUGGACUGUGUACAGGGCAAAGCACAGAGUUCAGAGGAGGAAACAUGUAUCUGAGGGAACCAUUGGUUACUCAAGUGUAGGGAGGCUGAGUGUUGUUUUGUAGCUUUCGACAAAGACACAGUCGGAAGUGAACAAAAAAGCAGAAUGAAACACAAUGAAUGAAAUUAGAAAAAAGGAAACUGGAAAAUAAAACUGCCUUUUAUUGUUCAUUUAAAGGUAUUUAUGACAGCACUUGCCAGCCAAAUGUCACUGAAAGGCAACUUUUGUAUAAUAUAGCUUUAAAAAAGCCACAAAAAAAAGACUGAGUGAGUUUAACAUUCUCAGGGUCUUGAUAUAAAUAUAGUAUGAGCUGUUAUUUAUUAAUGCUAUCAGCUUUGUGUUUUAAAAUGACUUUCUGAAUGUCCUUUCUGUGCCUUAAAACUAUGAUGUCUUAGUCACUUUGAUGUCACUUUUUGGCUUAAUGUUUGAAGUGGAAACAGAUAGAUUAUCGACAAUAUAGACGUCACCAAAACUCAACCAAACACCAGCAGAGCUGUCGCCACGGACAGAUCGAGAUUCCCUCGUCAACCAACCCCACGUUCUCAACAUUCUCCUGUAGGUAAUGUACAAAGUUCACAUUUGUGUAGAUUCGGCUCAUGUGACCUGAAGCGCCUGGCGUGACCUUUAUUGCUGUAACACAACACUGUCGCAUUACUCAGUGACACGGUGUGACCCAUUUGUGUUAAAGGGGAACGUUUUGAUUGCAGAAGUUCUGUAUUUACCUGCUCAAAUAUGCUCUCAGUGUUUUUAAUAAAGAUUUUAUUUUGUUAACUUUC
This is a messenger RNA of Epinephelus lanceolatus (giant grouper), 6547 nucleotides long. Its product is annotated as potassium voltage-gated channel subfamily A member 7-like. Gene Ontology annotation, biological process: potassium ion transmembrane transport; protein homooligomerization; action potential. Gene Ontology annotation, cellular component: membrane; voltage-gated potassium channel complex. The record is from RefSeq and is a predicted model, not a curated record. Lineage: Eukaryota; Metazoa; Chordata; Actinopteri; Perciformes; Serranidae. Gene Ontology annotation, molecular function: delayed rectifier potassium channel activity; protein binding.